AUGGGUUCUGUUCUAAGAGAGUUCUCUGCUUCGCCUCAAAGAGUAGUCUUCAAGGGGCUACUUUUUGAUAUGGAUGGUACUAUCAUUGAUAGUACUGAUGCUAUCGUUAAACAUUGGCAUAAAUUAGGAGAGGAAAUAGGAGUAGAUCCUAAUGUGAUUUUACAGACAAGUCAUGGAAGAAGAAGUAUUGAUGUCUUGAGAAUUAUUGCUCCAGAAAAAGCAAAUUGGGAAUAUAUAAAACACAUGGAAGGACUCCUCCCAAAACUCUACGGCGAUGACGCCGUCGAAAUCCCAGGAGCUCGCUCCCUCCUCGACUCGCUAAUUACCGGCGCCCACCCCUGGGCCAUCGUAACAUCCGGCACCUCACCACUCGUAACCGGUUGGCUCAACGUCCUCAACCUACCUAUCCCCGAGCAUCUCAUCUCAGCCGAAGAUGUUCCCAACGGAAAACCCGACCCAGCCUGCUACAACCUAGGCAAACUCAAACUAAACCUCCACACCACCCCCCUCAACUCCAUCCUCGUCUUCGAAGACAGCCCCGCCGGGAUCCAGGCCGGUAAAGCCGCCGGCUGCAAAGUUCUCGCCGUAGUUACCACGCACACCAUCGAGCAAGUACUUGAAGCCGGCGCCGACUGGGUUGUGCAAGAUUUAUCCAGCGUGAAAGUUAUUGCUAGAACUGACGGGUCGGAUGGUGCUGGUGUUGAAUUAGAAAUCUCUAAUGCUUUGGUUUAA
This is a messenger RNA of Sclerotinia borealis F-4128, 732 nucleotides long. The record is from the annotation of a GenBank genome assembly. Lineage: Eukaryota; Fungi; Ascomycota; Leotiomycetes; Helotiales; Sclerotiniaceae.